UUUAAACUCGUGAUAGUCAUAAGAGAACAGAUCAAAGAAGAAAAGACCAGACCAAGUCAAGGAAAAGAAAGCUGUACAUGCCUUUCACUUAACAGACGGAAUGCUGGUCUGAAGGAGGUUUUAGCAGGACCAAGCUCACAAAAUGCCCAGAAAUUACCACCAUCCGGAUGGCAACUUUUUCAGAGGAAGAGGACACAGCUAUGUGGCAGCAGAAGAAGCUCUGGGUAUUGGACUCUUCAUUUUGGUGCUGGCAAUUUUACUUAUCUUUGGCUGCUGGUAUUACAAAAGACGUAGUGGCUAUAAAAGUCUGCGGAGCAAAAGCUCUAGUGUGGGCACAGUACGAACCGUGGUAGGUGAAGGAACAAUGCUGGACUGCAAAAUGGCUCUGCAGGAGUACAGAAACUUUAAUUCUGUGGUACCUGAUGCUCCACCAGCUUAUGACAAAAUUGCAGCAGAUCAGUCACCACCACCUUAUUCACCAUGAUAAUAUGAAAUCUUAAACUCUAAACAUACCAAUUCCAUUUCUUCAUGCUGCUUCUUUAUUUCCUGUAUAUGCUUAACUUUCUUAAAGCUAAAAUAAUUUUAAAAAAAUAAUCGCAUGCUUUCAUUAGUAGUUGCUGAAAAUUAUUCCUGCUUAGUUUACAGAACUGGUUCUUGAAAUGGCUCAAUAAAUCUGAACGUGCUUUUGUUUUAAGUUUUU
This is a messenger RNA of Calidris pugnax (ruff), 700 nucleotides long. It is a transcript of the gene MLANA, whose product is annotated as melan-A. The record is from RefSeq and is a predicted model, not a curated record. The coding region runs from base 143 to 484 and encodes 113 amino acids. NCBI's taxonomy places the organism in Eukaryota, Metazoa, Chordata, Aves, Charadriiformes, Scolopacidae. The transcript has 5 exons. Gene Ontology annotation, cellular component: trans-Golgi network; endoplasmic reticulum membrane; melanosome.